Molecule: messenger RNA, 1013 nt
Organism: Python bivittatus (Burmese python)
Lineage: Eukaryota; Metazoa; Chordata; Lepidosauria; Squamata; Pythonidae
Source: RefSeq, a predicted model, not a curated record
AUGGAAAAGGACUCUGAAUUGGACAUGAACAGUCCUCCUCAGGCUGACAAGAGCCUCCCAGGAGGUUUUGCACCCAGAAUCUCAGAAGCCAUGGCUGAGCUCCUCGUGAACACUGUUGCUGGCACUGCCAAAAUGGUCCAGGUGUCUGUGGAAGCCCAGAAAUCUGCUCAGCUGGCCUGUUUCCAUGCAGAGCACGCGCUGACCCAAGCCCGCCUGAGCUACAUGGCAGCACGGGGGCUGGCGGAGCGACUUUUGGGAUUCUUGAGUCCCCCUGACUUCCAGGGACUCUUCCAGCUACUCUCACAGCCCCCCAUGCCAUAUUCUGAAUUUUGCACUAUCAUCCGACGGACAGAAAAUGCCCUCCUACACCCUGUUCUCAAGUGCAAGCCAGGAUUCCCAGUGCGACGGGAACCCAGCCCAGGCUCUGAAUGCAGCUGCCGACCAGACAUUGCAGAUGAUGGCCUUCAGGGGGGGCUUUCUGAUCUCCAGUUCUUUAGGCCCCUUUGUGUCAGUGAAAUGGAUGAGGAUGGGACAGAUGAAGAGGAGAAUCAGUCAAUGCUGAUACGAGGCCGAAACCCCUCCUGCCGCAAGCAAACAGAGACAGUACUCCUAGAAGAUCAGAGGGGAGGCACAUACGUGACUCAGUGUCGGCAUUCAUCCCGGAGGUCCCCCUCCGCUGGUGUGGAAAGGCUUUCUCCACUAGUAUCUGAGCAAGACCUCAACAGCAUCCAGCCCCUGAUCUGUUGCCCCUCCCGCCAGGGUGGGUCGGGCAAGUUCCUGAGCAAAGUGACCCGGCGCAACGAUACGUCCCAGCAGGAGAAUUCGGAGAGCGACACCAGCGAGCAGUCAGAGACCACAGCUAAGGAUACUGGAUAAGCCUGGCUGAGCCCUGCUAUAUGUCUAGGAACAAUCCAACACAGUCAGCUUGAACCCCACUUCCUUCCUUCCCCCAAGACCUGAAAGGGAAGGCAAGGAAACAACUUUUUGUUAUUAGUUGUCCAGCAUUAUUACUG